Microthlaspi erraticum is the source of this 1710-nucleotide messenger RNA. The record is from the annotation of a GenBank genome assembly. NCBI's taxonomy places the organism in Eukaryota, Viridiplantae, Streptophyta, Magnoliopsida, Brassicales, Brassicaceae.
AUGAGUACUCUAUCCUCCGAGCUUAAGGAUCUAGAGGAGUUGACGUCAAAUGCGAAGCAAAUACAAGAUGAUGUGUUGGAGGAGAUACUCAAAGUCAACGCCAAUACAGAGUACCUCCGACGUUUUCUCCAUGGGAGCUUUGAUAAAGAGCUCUUCCAAAAGAACGUACCAGUGGUGAGCUAUGAGGACGUUAAGCCUUAUCUCGAACGUGUUGCUAAUGGAGAACCUUCAAAUGUCAUUUCUGGCGAACCAAUUACUAACUUCUUGCUAAGCUCUGGAACUACUGGAGGAACACAAAAAAUCUUCCCAGUGAACAACAAGUUCUUUGAGAAAGUAGUAUUCAUCGAUGCCCUACGCGCCUCCAUUAUAUCCAAGCAUAUCAAUGGUGUCAAGCAAGGAAAGGUGAUGAUGUUUAUUUCCACUAGGCCAUCAUCCUCAACUCGCUCUGGUUUGCCCGUUGAUCCGCUGAUGACGAGUUUCGUAAGGAGCAGUUAUUUCAAGAACUGGUCUUCAAAACGGUUUACUAGUCCCGACGAAGUCAUAUUAUGUGUAGACAACAAGCAGAGUAUGUAUUGUCAUCUUCUAUGUGGUCUUGUCCAGAGAGAAGAGGUUGUGAGUAUGGCUGCUACUUUUGCUUCUUCCUUAGUCCAAGCAAUCACUUUUCUUGAAACUCACUGGAAAGAGUUGUGUGAUAAUAUCCGAUCUGGUCAUGUUAGCGAGUGGAUCACUGACAUUAGUUGCAAGGAAUCUGUUUCUGCCAUACUUGGAGGAUCCAAUCUUGAAUUGGCAGAUCUAAUUGAGCAAGAAUGCAUCAAGAAGUCAUGGGAAGGUAUCAUCACACGGCUAUGGCCCAACAUCAAAUCAAUUCAAGGCGUAGUCACAGGACAGAUGAGUCAAUACAUCCCAAUAUUGGAGUUCUACUCCAACAAGCUGCCUCUCAUCUCCCCUUAUUAUGCGUCGUCUGAAACAAUUUUUGGAGUAAAUGUGAAUCCUCUAUGCAAACCACAAGAUGUGUCCUACACAUUUAUGCCCAACAUGUCCUACUUUGAAUUCAUUACUAUUGAUGGAGGAAACAAUGGUGAAAUAGUUGAUCUUGUGAACGUCAAGAUAGGUUGCUCAUAUGAGGUCUUGGUCACAAAUCAUUUUGGCUUAUACAGAUAUAGAAUGGGAGAUAUUCUACAGGUGACUGGAUUUUACAACAGUGCUCCUCAAUUCAGAUUUGUACGUAGAAAAAAUGUUGUUUUAAGCGUACAAAUGGAGGCAACAACUGAAGAAGAUCUUCUAAAGGCGUUGAAUCAUGCGUCACUUGUUCUUGAAUCUGCCGGAUUAAUGUUGAUGGGUUUCACAUGCUCUUCUGAUAUCUCUACUCUACCAGGUCAUUAUGUUCUUUACUGGGAGAUUAAAGCCAACAACGCUAAUAGCAUCGUAAAGCUUGAUGACAAAGUAAUGGUGGAAUGUUGUUGUGUAGUGGAAAAAUCACUUGACAUUCUUUACAGAAGCUUCAGGAGUAAAUAUGGUUCCAUCGGAGCUCUAGAGGUAAGGGUGGUGCAACAAGGAACAUUCGAUUCUCUCAUGGAAUAUUGCAUCUCCAAGGGUGCUUCUGCAUCUCAGUACAAGACACCUAUAUGCAUAAACUCUCCUGAAGUUUUAGCAAUUCUUGAUGACAAAGUUCAUGCUCGGUUUUUCAGCGAUAGACUUCCUCCUCUCUGA